AUGGCAAACAAAACACAGGAUGCUAGCCGCGAGCAUCUUCUGAUUACAGGUGUUACUGGUUAUAUCGGAUUCAAGACUUUAAUAAUUGCUCUCGAAAGAGGAUAUCGGGUUCGGGCAGUUGUCCGGAGCGAAAGCAAUAUCGAUGACUUGAAAAGUAAAAGCAUCGUAAUUGCGCAAAGCCUUGACGAAAGGAAGCUCGAAUUCGCUGUCAUCCCGGAUUUCCUCGAGAAAGAUGCAUUUUUCCAGUGUCUCGAUGGAAUCAGUGUUAUCAUUCAUCUAGCAUCACCUUUGGCAAUUGAGACCAAUGACUAUGAUGCGGGUAUCGUGAAGCCAGCUAUAGCUAUGGUGAGGACAGUCCUGGAAGCAGCUACUCGCGUAGGGUCAAUCCGCAGGGUGGUAUUGACUUCUUCAUGUGUGACGUUAAUUCCAUUUGAAUGGAACAUGAAUCCAGACAGCGAGAGACUAUAUACAGGUCGGCAUACCAUUCCAUCAAGCAAGUUCGCUGCAGAAACUCACGCUUCGUGCCUAAAAUUAGUGUCUGAUACCAAUACCAGCAUCACUGGUCCCUUUUCAAGUGCAAUGGAAGCCUACUGGGCAUCCAAAGCUCUAGCUCGAGUAGAGACCAAGAUAUUCGUCCGCGAUAUGCGUCCCACCUUUGACUUUGUGAACCUGUUACCAUCCGUGGUAAUUGGCCCAGAUGAUCGUCUUAACGCAGAUCCAACUGCGACUGGAGACAGCCUCCUUCAGGGCACCCGAGCAGCCGUGCUUGCACCCGCGCUAACUUCCUCGCAUAACUCCCCAUUCCCUUAUGUUGGUACUCCAGUACAUGUUGCCGAUGUUGCGCGGGCACAUGUUGACGCGAUAGAUUGUGGAGUAGUUCCUGGAAACUCGGAGUACAUUUUGUCCUCGGAUACUCCAGAUGGAGUAGUUUGGGAUAGAGAUGUGAAGGAGACUUGCAGGAAGAUCUUCCCUAAAGAGGUGAAAAGUGGAAUGCUACCAUUGGAAGGGUCAUUGACUGCAAUAAAAUGGAGGCUGGAAGCUCAGAGCACGGAAGAUACUUUCGGUUGGCAGUUCACCAGUUUCGAAGAAAGUUUGAAGGGUCUUCUUUCGCAGUAUUUGCGGCUGGAAGACAAGUCAAUCCGGUGA
This is a messenger RNA of Penicillium canescens, 1146 nucleotides long. RefSeq lists its product as uncharacterized. Gene Ontology annotation, molecular function: oxidoreductase activity, acting on the CH-OH group of donors, NAD or NADP as acceptor. NCBI's taxonomy places the organism in Eukaryota, Fungi, Ascomycota, Eurotiomycetes, Eurotiales, Aspergillaceae. The transcript is spliced from 4 exons. The record is from RefSeq and is a predicted model, not a curated record. Bases 1 to 1146 code for a protein of 381 amino acids.